Molecule: messenger RNA, 3031 nt
Organism: Caenorhabditis auriculariae
Lineage: Eukaryota; Metazoa; Nematoda; Chromadorea; Rhabditida; Rhabditidae
Source: the annotation of a GenBank genome assembly
AUGAUGAUCCCUCUCCUGCUGCUAUUUCUGCUACACGGUUCAGCUGCUUUCUUCUUCGAGUACCUCCAAAAUGUUCAUAGUUGGCAGGGUGAGGCAACUGUUGUAUUGGGGAUCUCAUAAAAAAGUUUCAGUGACGCCCAUUUGUCAGGAAGGAGAGCGUUUUCCUGGCGAGACCUGCGAAACUUUUUUGCAGUGCCGUCAUGGACAGAUCCGCGAACACAAGUUCGACAUCUCAUGCAUUAUGAGAGAUACUUUGGACUUUUCUUCUUUUUUUUUCAGAUGCCCAAACGGUCUCGGCUACUCGGAAAGACUUCGUGAAUGCUCAAGGGAAAUUCCUUGUCAAAAUCGUGUUUGCCGUAAUUCAGAGGUUUUAAAAAUCUAACAGUUUUCACAUUGAGCGAAAUCGUUCAGAAAACCGUCGCAUUAGACAAAAAUGGAAAAGUCGUCUGCGAUUUCUAUUUUUCAUGCGAAAAGAACGAUUGGCGUCACUACAGAUGUCCACAGGGAACAGUCUUCGGUAUAGUCAAUUCGCGAAAGUUCCUACGGUUUUUUGAAAGAGCAGAUGUUAACCUUAGUUUGAGUGUGUUCUUCAAAAUUUUGAAUGCGGCUUUCACAAGUUUUGCGCUUUCCUCAGCAGGUGGCUGUAAAAAAACAGGCAACAGUUCUUCGGAACUCUGAUUUAAAAGAGGAUAAACCGAUUUCUUUAUUUUAAGUAAUUUUUAUUCUUCGGCUUUGACCAAACUCGAAAUAGCUCCUAAAUAAACCAUCAAUAAAUAAUUGAAAAAAAAAUUUUCAGAUCCAAAGGCGAAAGAAUGUCUUCUCGGCAGAUGCAAAGAUGAAAGAGAGGACGGCUAUGGAGUUCCGCCGGAAGAGCCACCUGUGCCUUUUGGAGUUCCAAGAACUGAUGACCUUGGAAUUGAGCUCGCGGUUCGUUGGGCAAUCUCUUUGAAUGAGUAUAGAUUUCAACCAAUCCAAAGGCUUCAAAAAGUUGAACUGUAACUUCAAGGAAUACAUUGCUCGGAGUUGCGACGGCAAAACUCUCAUCGCCGACCGACACGACUGCCGACGCUUCUGGCGUUGCUCCUCUAGCGGCUUCUUCGUUUCCGGAGUUAGUUCGGCUCCGAAACAUGACUGCCAAAGAUGAUAAAGACGGAUUUUUUUUCCAGAUUUGUGUGGAAGGAACUGUCUACAGUCAUCGGAAGAGACGAUGCGUCAGAGGGUUCGUUCAACUAUCACUUCUUAACUGUAUUGAGUAUUGCAGAAACCAAUGCGAAAACGACCAAGUUUGUCCUGCCGGCGAGUUUUUGCCUUCGGACGUUUGCGGAGAAUACAAGUAUUCUGAUAAUUGUUUGUUAGACUGGAAAUUGUACCUCCAGGUUCUGCUACAAGAACGAAUGGACGUCUGGAUUCUGCGACCACAACAUGAGUUUCAUGAACGGAACCUGCGGCCCUCAAUAUUGCAAGAAGUAUUCUGCUGGUCAGAUGUUCAACUCAAAAGUUAACUAAAUGAAAAAAAAGAUCUCAACUACGCCUCGCGAGUCGAUUGCCGUCACGGCGACGUGAAGCCAAGCUUUUCCGACUGGGUGACGUACCAAUUCUGCUACUACGGCAAGUGGCAGCAGCGGGAGUGUCCCGCAAAUCAUUUCUUCGAUAGAGAGGUAGUCAUUGAAGUAUUAGUAUACAAAAAUCGUUCAUUUUGUCACUGGCUUCCGUUUAAAAAGAGUUUCAUCCGAUUUGGACCACGGAGAAAAAAGUUGAAUUUUUCUUCGUAUUCCGGCUCAAAAGGGGCGGAGCUUGAAAAAACCUUGUUUAAAAGUUUUGUAUACUUUGUAUAGUCUGUGUGCCACGACCUGAAAUUUCACGAAACGACAUUCCGCUGUUCCGCUGCGUGCGUUCGCGAAGCGUCUUUCGAAUCUAGGUGAUGCUUUCAAUUGAUUGUCAUUGCUGUGGGAGCACAUGAAAGUAGACUACUUUGAUAGAAGAAAAAAAAAAUUUAAAACACGACGAAGGUUCGCAAAGGCGCGUAGCGGCACAGCGGAAUGUCGUUCGGUGAAAUUUCAAGUCGUGGCACACAGACUAUAGCCAUUAAUACAUUAAAUCGAAAAGCGAGAAAACUUUUGUUUCUUGAAUAACUAUUUGAGAAAAAAGGUCAAGGCAUAGCGAAAUCGAAAAAAAUGGUUGAAAAAAAAGUGUGGUAACUUUUUCCACGUUUUCGAAUUUUUCUUUCCUAAGAAAUUCUUCUCAUCAGCUCAAAUUUACAAAAUUAGGCGUGGAAAAAAAAAUUUUAAAGCUCACCUGGAAAGUCAUUUUAGCCUUUCUACUGGAUUUCCUAUAAAUUUUCUCUUUCGGACUAGGAUUCGAUUCCACAUAGUGGCUUUCUGCGCAAACAUAUAGUUGGGGAGAUAUGAAAUCGCGAAUUACUGGUUGCAGAUGUAAAUAGAUUUCAGCUUCAUCGAAACCUUGAUGAGAAUAUUCAUAAUGAAUUCCAAAUUUUGUCGCAGAUACUACGGUGUGUCAGAGCUCCUUCCAGCCCGCCGACCCUUCCGCCGCCUCCGACUUGCUACAAUGGAGAGUUCCGACCGAUUCCCAACGAUCCUAAUCAAUAUGAAGUGAGGAAGAAAGUUGGAAAUUCAAAGAAUCCGUUCCUUCUCUCAGGAGUGCCAGAACAACGAAUGGAGACGUCGCUAUUGUCCUUACGGUUUAACGUUCCGCAACGGAUAUUGCGUUGAAGAUCAACAGCUGCCGACGACUUGUGUGGUGAUUUUGGAAAGAAAGCACGAGAUUAAAAGUUUCUCUGGCCAGGAAAGAGAAGGACAAGCCAACUACCGCACCGUUCCCCAUGACUGCAACUCCUUCUACCAAUGCGCUCAAGGCUCGAUUUUCCUUCCCCUUUUCAAAAAGUUCAAUUUUUGAAGGUCGUUGGAUGAAGAGGCCAUGCGCUGCGGGAACCGUCUGGAACGAGAGAAUCUCGGUCUGCGACCACGCCAGAAACGUUCCGAGGUGCAACUACGACGCUCUCAUCAAACUGUAG